Molecule: messenger RNA, 4691 nt
Organism: Filobasidium floriforme
Lineage: Eukaryota; Fungi; Basidiomycota; Tremellomycetes; Filobasidiales; Filobasidiaceae
Exons: 20
Coding region: 84-4691 (1535 amino acids)
Molecular function (GO): protein binding
Source: RefSeq, a predicted model, not a curated record
CUCUCGAAUUGUCUCCUCUGCCUUCAUCUGCACACCAAGGAUGUACCGAUGACUUUCUACAACCAAAGCACGGCUGGUUUGCUAUGACCGUUCCACUCACUCCACCCGAGGCCAGCAUUCCGCUGCCGGUCUCACGAGUGCCAUCUCCGUCGGGUCCUGCACGACAUCGGCUACAUGUCUCAGACCUUGCAACUAGGAGAUCUCGUAUGCGUUCACCGCUCAGAUCAAUAUCGUUACCCACUCCGGAUGACGAUGGAAGGAAGCAGGAAGAACAAGGUGGGACGGUCCGGAUGGCAUCCCAUCUGAGGUUGGAUACGAGCGUUUCUUCGCCCGCCAGCGUCUCGAUCAAGGGGGACUACCAAUUGAAACGACCGUUCAUUGUGAGAAGCAGCACUAGCACAUCAACCGUCUACAGGGAGAGCAGUAGUUCUGUACCUCCUCCAAUGUCAUCUCGCCGUCCUGAUUACGAGGAGAUGGUCAAACAAGAGCAAGCCAGGGAGGAAAACGAGGCUCAGGACGACUUCUACAAGGAGCGAGUGGUCAAGUUCAAUCAACCUGUCGGAUCCCUGUCGAUCAGUCCGUCAUCACGGGAUCUCUGCCUGGCAUCUCGAAAGGGUCUUUACAUCGUGGACGUCCGAUACCCGGAACAGGUGCCUCGAUGCGUUCCUCAGGGCGGAAUGUGGCAGGUCGCAGAUUGUCAAUGGUCGCCUCACCCAGCUACAUCCAACUUGGUCUUGACGACUUCUGCUCAAAAGUUACUUCUCUGGGAUCUGUGUUCGACAUCCCCAUCGACCUGUCUGUCCCGUGUCAUCGAAGCGCACGAGAGGGGGAUCACGGAUAUCAACUGGCAUGCGCGAGAUCCGAAUUAUAUGGCCACCACGUCCAUCGACGGGUCGGUGAAGGGUUGGGAUAUACGGGUCAAGGAUAGCGAUCGAGCCGUCAUGAGGCUAGCAGAUUGGGGUGACGCAGCAACCCAGGUCAAGUGGAACAGGUGUCACGAUCAUAUCCUGGCCAGCAGCCAUGGGAAUCGGUUAUGUGUAUGGGACACAAGGAAAGGAGCAGUACCCAUCACCUCUUUCCAAGCGCACGACGAUCGGAUGUAUGGGAUCGAUUGGGACAGACGAUCUCGACAUGAGAUCGUCACUUGCUCGUUGGACAAGACCAUCAAGUACUGGUCGAUCGACGAUAUGUCCACCGAUAAGCGCGAUCGAUAUCAGCACAAAGAGUAUUUUCCCUCUCUUCCUGCUCCGGCUCAACCUACGUCUACGAUCCGAACAAAAAAUCCGGUCUGGAGGGCGAGGAACCUUCCGUUCGGCCGAGGAGUUCUUAGUGUACCUCAGAGAGGAGCAUGUGCGCUCGAAAUGUGGGGCAAGGAUCAGGAUAGUGGGCCAAUCGAGAGGUUUGAAGAGUACACCGCUCCUGUCAAAGAAUUUGUGUGGCGCACGCGAGGCGGGAACGAUCCGGAUCACGAGGACAGGGAAUUCCAGUUGAUCACGUGGUCGAAAGACCGUCAACUGAGGAUGAUUCCGAUUCAGCGCGACUUGUUGGCAAGAGCUGGAUAUCGUAGAGGCGCACCUAUAGAUGUGCUGGUCUCCAGGCGGAACGCGCCAGACGUUUCUUACGCUACCUGGGAUACCCCGCCGUUGCCUUGGCUAUCUGCUCGCUUGCGUGCGGCAGAAGAGUCGGCCAGUGGAGCAACGACAGCGGCAGAACCGUCUCCAACAGUGGCUAAUUUCCCGAGCAGAGAUGGACUCGAUCGGAUCAUACCAUUCCGUACGCGAUCAGAAUCGCUGGCGCCCCUGUUCGGUGUCAAGCCACAUUUGAAGCUCGAGGACGGAGGAAUCAAGCCUGUCAAGGCAGCGGUCAAGACGGCUGUUAUGACGAGAGGAUCACUUGGUCGGCAAAGCAAGAAGCGCAAAACCAUCGAUCAGCUGGAAUGGUUAGGAGGCGUCACCACAAUUCAUCGUGAAGGCAAGGGAUUGUCUUCGCUGGGAAAUUCCUUACCCACUUCGCAGCGCACUUCGCGACUAGCAUCUUUGUCCCGCAAGGGGUCUGACUCCGGGAGUCAAUCUAUAGACGGAUUGCCGGGCACCCCAGGAGGGCCUUUAUCCUUCUCCUUUCGAGGCUUCAUGACCGACAGAAGAGGCAGCGUGCAAUUCGAUGGCGAGGAAGACGAAAACCUUAAUAUAGACCUCGCAGAUGAGAUUCGUCAUGUCAAAGUCAACUUCCCCCGCGCCCGGUUUGAAAGCCAGAAUUUGGACUUCAAGAAGCGACAGUGUGCUAUAUAUCUUCCAGGGCCUUGGGGCGAAAGUGCUCGAACCGUUCGCAUAAGAAUUCUGUUCAGGUUCCCUCGCGGAUAUCCGCGGAAAGCUGGACAAGCAGGAUGUCCCGUGUUCAAGCUUAUUGACAAACCGACCAUCCCGUCUGCGACACACGAUGUUAUGCGUCGAAGACUUCAGGAGAUCUGCGAAGAGGAGAGGCCUGCUCUGGCCGCGUGUGUCUCUUACCUCUUGGGAAUGGAUCGAAGACAAACCAGAACGGACGAGAUUGAGCCGGACUCGGGGUCAGAGUCCGAUGACGAUCUGCCUACACAGAAGCACGUCCUUGACAAAGUUACGUGUGGUAUGUGCUGGGGACCGAACGGCGAAUUGAUCACCUUUUUCGCUAAGGAUCCGAAUGCCGGGCGGAAACGGAAUCUCUCAGCACCAAACACCCCUUCCGGAAAGACCAGCAGGCAAAUUAGCCUGAGCAACAGUGGCGCGAAAGGUAACGCAUCGCUACUCAAGGCAAUGUCUGCAUUGUCCCGCUUGAGCGACUCAAAGCACGACAAACAUCGAAGAAGGCAGGCAGAGUUGGCGGGUUUCUCAUUCGCACAAGGCAUCCAUAAGACGCAAUUAGUCACUGCGGAUGAGCUACGUCAUACUCAGUUCAAGCUCAACAAUCGGAUGCUGGUAUCACAACAGAAACCUACUUCCGUUGUGCAGAUCUGGCCACCAACAGUUCCUGCACAACCAUGCAGGCGUCUUGCGGAGCUCUAUGAAAUUCGAGGGGGCAUCGACGCCGUUCAGGCAAAUCGCAGGAUAGCGAAGGAAUUGUACCGAACCGAUCACGAAUUGAUCUGGAAGCUCUGUGCGACGGCUCUGUCUGAGGGUCACAACUCGGAACGCAAUGUCUCACGUCAAGCGUGCAAUCCGCCUCGCUUCAAGCGCAACGGAUCACGAGUUCGUAUAGAGAGGUAUCCACGGCAUAGCGCAAUAACACUGGCUCAAAUUAUCGGCGAAGUCGUCGCGUCCCGUGACAUACAGCUCUUAGCUACAAUGCUAGCAAUCUUUGCAGACCAACAGCCUGUCUCUAGCAGUAAAAGCAGAGCGCCACCAGCGCGGUCUAGCCGACGCCUCGUGAUCACAGAAACCGACUACUUCAACUCGCGGGAACCCUCUCGUUCAAGAAGCGAAGCUGGUUCGAUCUACCAAACGCCUCAAGCACCCUCACCGUCUGCCGCCGCGCCGUAUCUGGCCGGCCUUUCAAGCAAUUUCUCUCAGUUCUUGCCAUUUAGUAACAGCUUGGUGUCAAGCAAUGGUUUUGGUGACCGCGAACGCAGGGUGUCGGAGUCCCCUUCUUGGACAGCAGAUCCGGAAGGGCGCGCGUUACCAGUCCCUCUGUCAUCAAACCUUCGAUUGGCCAAUCGAUCAGCAAGCCCCCGGCGGGAUAGUUUCCGGCAACAGCUUUUUGGCAAACCAUUGGGGUCUUCUCACGGAUCACAGUAUGCGGCAUCGAUGCGUAGUGCGACCGAAAUCGGUUCUGUGGAAUCUCACUCGGUUCAGAACAGCAGGAUGAAUCGAGUCUCGUUCGGCUCAUUGGCGCCAGCACAGCAAUCGACUAGCAGAAUUGAUUCAGAAGGCAGCGACCAAUGCGCCUUCUCGUCCAGGCCAGAUAGUCACGUCAGGAGUUGGCGCACUGUUCUCGAUCUUGCGUCCACGAGCCCUCAGUACGGUUGGUCUUCGGCUUGGCGACAUUUGUGUGACGAAGCUGGAGUCAAGACGGCGUAUGCCGAUUUGCUGCUCCGGUGGGGUCUCCAUACUACUCGCAGCGAGUUGAUGCUGCAGUUGCCCGUCCAACACUCAACGAGCGAUGAGAGGAUCGAUCCAGCUCAUGAAUCAUUGACCACGUUAUCAAUCUGUGGCCGAUGCAAUUAUGAGAUCCGGGACGAUGUCGACCAAGCUUGUUCUUGCGCAAGACAGAAACCGCCCGCCUGCGCUUUCUGCAGGUUACCGGUCACAGGGAUCGCGCUCGGAUGCACACUAUGCCUACAUAUACAGCACGCGAGCUGCGCCAAGCUGGCUUCCGUGGUUAGCAUAGGACAAUCCGCCAUUACGGAUACCACUUGUCCGAUGGGAUGUGAUUGCGUAUGCAGACUGGGAGGCUUCAAUGGCACGCUGGAGGUAGAGGAUACUGGCGUCUCCAAUAUAGACAAUGCGGAGAGUACGCCGUUAGCCAUACUAAGGCCUCUAGAAGAAUCGACCGAGACGGGUCAACCUGAAGUAAAUCUCCAUGAAGCCGCAGGAGGAAAUGAAGGCCAGUCAACUCCAGAUCCAGUGGAAUACAAAGCUUCUGGAAGGACGCUAGGCAUGUUCAAAGCUCAGAUGAGGAAUCUGGGGGAAUUCAGUCAUUACUUUUCCCAUGCCAAUUGA